Ceratina calcarata is the source of this 5334-nucleotide messenger RNA. RefSeq names its product hemicentin-1. Gene Ontology annotation, cellular component: neuron projection membrane. Lineage: Eukaryota; Metazoa; Arthropoda; Insecta; Hymenoptera; Apidae. The record is from RefSeq and is a predicted model, not a curated record. The transcript is spliced from 8 exons. The coding region runs from base 1509 to 2447 and encodes 312 amino acids. Gene Ontology annotation, biological process: synapse organization.
UCACUCGUGGUGGUUUCGCGCGCGCAUAUCCCGCCAAGGUGCGACUACUUUUCGAGGAUAUAGAAGGAAAUUCCGUCCUGGCGAUUUCGCCACGCUUUCGAAUUCGUUUCCUUGCGACACUUGGAAGAUCAUGAAAUAAUCGACUACGUGUGUCACUCAGAAAUAAUAACGAAAUUCAAGUAAAUACGAAGCACGAGAUAGUCCGCCGCGUACAUUUGUAAUGAGCGAAAAGCGUCCAGUAAACACAGACGGUCGUCGAAUAGAAUUCUCGAACAUGUGAAGAAGAUGGAAAGAUUGUUGCUUAAAAGUCGCAGACAAUCGCCGACGAACGCACGUCCGGAACCGCAAGGAAUAGGUUAUAAUCAAACGUGUCCCCAGUGAUUUUAUUCUAAGUGUGUGCCGCGUUAUAACAAACAGUCCGACUCGGUGAAAGUUAAUACGAUUUAGAUCGUGAAGUUCAAUAAAUCAUUAAUUCGUCGCCAUUGAACGAUCAACGUGAACAACUUUUACAGCACGGGUGGAAAGUUCUACUACGCAUCGACGCCGUGUAAUCACGUUCGCAGGAAUGCGUAGCGCGGUGCUUCGCGUUCAUCACGGUGCGUCGCGUUCGGCCGUUUGAAAAUGCUAGUGGAAGUGCGAAAUCGGUGGCAUCGAUCCGUUGAUCGGCGAUAAAUAAAAACUCGUGCGUGUUCGUAGGAACCGCGGCAGAGAAAAGAGAAGGAGAAUAGACAGUGACAGUGGGGGAGGAAGAAAUAUCACGAAAGAGGUAGGCAGGAACGAAAUUAAAGUGCGCGAGCUAGUUACUGGAGCGCGAAUGAUUUGUAGGUCGGAUAUUUCGAAAAUUGCGACCUCCGCCAGAUGCCUAGAGGAAUGUUUCACCGAGUGAUCCUCCAACCGACGAAUCGAUUCUGAAUCGAAAACUCUCGCCCUGGUUGCUUGUAAACGGCCCGUCUUUCUUCUCCCUUCUGCCCCAAAGCGUCCCGCAUCGGCACGCUUUCCCCGAGCGUAAUUACGCCAAGUGUCGCAGCGGAGAAAAAUACGACUCCUCGUCCGUACAGAAUAGAAGAUUGCCGUUACCGAACCGUUCGUGUUUGUCUCCGAGCUCGGUCGAAUAUUCUCGCGUACGUGUACCGUUUUUCUAUUCGCCGUCGUUCCACAUCGCGAAAUACAUUCACGUCCGGCCCGGUCACGCGAACGGACGUUCCUAGGUGAAUAAAGAAAUCGAAUAACUCGGGCCCUGUGAUAGUGCGUGCGGUAUAAAAGGAACGACGAUAUUCCAAAUGGUGAUGGUAAGGAAAGGUGGCCGAGGGAGGUCAAGGAUUCCAGAGUGCAACCACGGAGCUACAUGAGUUUCAUCUACAGUCGGGACGCUUGAUUUCGUGGCAUUGUCCGCACCCUGUACGCGAUCCAGUGUUUCAAAGAGUGAAUCGCCUUCGUGUACGCGGCUAACGCUCAACAAAGGAAAUACUAUCUUCCUAAAGGAUUUCCAUGGAAUAGUAGCGAAAAAAAUGAUCAGUAUGAAGUUUUUUCGUGUGUUUCUGGCACUCCUUGGAAGUACGCACGUCCUCUGCGCGCAGCCGUCCGCAUUGCCGAUAAUCAAAAGUACCGGUGGCUCGAGCCUGGCAAGCGUGGUCGCUGGAAGUAAAUCGACGAAUCCUUUGAACAAACCAGUUUUCGACGACAUCGGCUUGCGAAAUGUCACUGCCAUCGUUGGACAACCGGCGGAAUUGAAUUGCUACGUGAAGAAUCCUGGGGACAGAGUGGUAUCCUGGAUACGUAAAAGGGACAUACACAUAUUGACCUCAUCCGUCCACGUGUACACGGGGGACGACAGAUUCUCGGUGAAGCAUCCGGAAGGAUCCGACGAAUGGACGCUGCAGAUCGGUUACAUUCAGCCACGCGACGCCGGGGUUUACGAAUGCCAGGUUAACACCGAGCCCAAAAUGAAUUUAGCCUUCGUGCUGAAAGUCGAAGAAAGUGCCCCUGUCCCCGCCACCACCACACCGAACGCCAUUCACCGGACGUUCAACUCAGCCGCUCAGGCGAAAAUCCUGAACCCGGAAGACGUCUACGUGAAGAAGGGUAGCACGAUAAGCCUCACGUGCACCGUUAAUGUGCAAAGUACGCCGCCCAGCAGCGUUUCGUGGCAUCACGGUGAAGCUGUGGUGGAUUUCGACAGUCCCAGCGUUCACCGCAGGGGCGGGGUCUCCUUGGAGACGGAGAAGACGGAAAGCGGCACGACCAGCAGACUUCUGGUGACACAGGCCAGAUUGAGCGACAGCGGAAAUUAUACCUGCAUUCCCAGCAACGCGAAACCAGCCAGCGUAGUGGUCCACGUGCUGAAUGGGGAACAUCCGGCGGCCAUGCAACACGGCGGCAGCUGCGGCGUCACGCCCACCAUUCUAUUGGCGACGUUUACACUGGUGAUUUCGAAUCUGCUAAGGUGAGCAGCCUCGUUGUGAAUCGUGCGGCUUCGAAGCUACGAGCUGUUCGAGCUCGUCCCGUGAACCGGCUGCCACAUAGACCAGCGUCGCACGCAAAGGUAAAAUGUGAACGAAGGAUACCACGUUCUCCGCUCGAGAAACCACAAGCGCAGAGGUCGCGGUGAAAAGAAAUGGAGAACGUAAGGAUCCAAGCGUGGACAAAGUGUAGUGGAUCUGGCCUGUGUGAUAGACGUGAAUAGUGCAGCUCGACGUUGCAUACGCACGUACGUUUUUACCUUGAAUUUGUCCCACACGAACUAUUAUUCCUAUGUCUAUUUCUCUAGCAACUUUCUUGUGUCAACUGCGUGUGGUUCGCGUUGAUGUGGCUCUUUCGUAAGGUAUCGUGUAUGAAAAAUGACUUUCGUUUGAUGUGACCCGCGUUGCGUACUUACGAGCGUCUCGUUUGAAAUUGCGAAACGGAUGCGAUCGAUGGAACGUAUGUGUCUGGCGUUGUUCCCGGACGGACGAGAGCUCGUCGAAGAAAUCGUCGGGCACGCGAAUCAAAGGCUUACAAUCGGACGUCGGAUAGUCGAUUAAUUACCGUUGAACCGUAUCGCGUAGAUAGAAGUUUCUCUGUAUAUAAAAGAAAGAAAGUGGGGACGGCGUUCAAUAAAUAGGGUUCGUUUGUACAGCACAACGUGAUGAGAAACAGGUCGGAUCUGGGCAGUGUUUGUACAUAGAGGAACAGGUUCGGUUCCCCUCUAAAAUCUCGUUUUAAAGCGUAGGAUACUCGACGAUUAUCGCGCACUUGGAAUCGAAUCACACACAAUUUGUCCAGAUCUGAUUGAUUGGCCUGCGUCAGCAUCGAGAUAUCCGUAAUUUCAUCGUUACUGAUUAUCGAUCAGAGAAAUCAGUCGGCAACGUCGUUUCAAAAUUUAAAAGAUUUUUCAUCGACGUAUAAUCGUUCUCGCUCUCGUGUUUAGAAUUUAAUAAUUCAUCGAUCAGGCUCGGUCCUUUUCUGUUUGUUCGAAGGGGACGGUAUCGAUUCAUUGUUGCUCACUGUAAGUUUUCUGAAAAACGCUAUUGUUUUAUCGGUGCUUGUUAUUUUCUAAAAUGAUUAUUUCCGACUUAACUUCUCACGAUUAAACUUCGCUGACACGUCGUCGUUUAACGUCUAAUCAAAAUGCAAUCACACUCUUCAAGAGAAUUAUAUAUCUUGUAAGGAAUACGAAUUCUACGAAACGCGAAUUAUAUAAAUAUAUAUAGAGCUCGUGUAUAGAUAAGCGUAAACGAGGAUAAUGUAAAUGUAUAAUUAAGAGUAUCGCUAACAGGUGUCCGUUAUGUGAAGAAAACCAUUCCGUUACUAUUACCGACGUCAAGUACAAUUCGACGAGAAUGAAUUAGAAGUACGUGUGUAAAAAUUUCAACUGUCGAUCGAGCAUCGAAUUUAAUUUAAGGUAACUACGAACAUUAUCGACACGAGGUACUAAACAAAUUGAUUUCCGUUUCUUCUAAUCACACAGACAUUUAUUCGAAGUUAACGCGCAAUCCGAAGACACACACACACACACACACACACACACACACAUAAUAGUAGUAAACUUGAAUUAAUCAAUCAAUAGAUUUACUACGAAUAUACAAUGUAACGAUCGAAAGAGAGAAACGAUAUCAUAACGGUAUAGUGAGUUAAGGCGCGACUUAAUUAUAAUAGGUCUAAAUAGAUUUUUUAUAAUGUUAUACCACGUGGCGAGGAAUUAAAUAGGACAUACGUACGUACAUAUACGCGGUGUGAAACGGACUGCCAGAACAACACGUUAAUAGUGUUAACAAUUUUGCAGCGACGAUGCGAGGAGAUUCGCGAUACGACACAUUAUUCCUUCUUGUAUAGUUUAUACAGUAAUUUAUGUCGUUGUGAGAGGACAAUAUUUUCAAGUUGACUCCUGAAGAUAGCAUUAAAGUAACAUGAAAAGCUACAAAAAAAAGAGACUAAAAACGAGACUAACGAGACGCGAAAGAAAUUAAGCUGAUCGGCCAGGCCGGUUUUGGAUGUUAUUCGUGUGUGAUAUUAUUCAAAAAAGAAUUUAGCAUUUUCGGGACGGAUUUUGACAAUUGAAAUACCAUUGGACGGAGCGUACAAGGAAGAAUGCGAGAAGGAGAGGAGAAUAAAGAGUUGUCAGAAUCGGUGAACGAGAAUUUCUAUUCUUUCCUGAUACGUGCAGCAGAUGCUCUACUCUGGAUCUUCAUCGAGUCUCGUUCCUUUGUGUUCGAUUCUAAUGAUCUAGGUUUGAUGUCACAUAUUCGUAGAUACAGUUGACGUCAACAUUCCGCACGGUGAUCGGUCACCGAUUUCAAGCGCGAAAUUGAACGAGGAACACAGUAUAUUCGACGUAACUCGUUCGCUCGGAGACACGCGUUAACUGUCAAUAUGUAAUCAGAAAAAUGAAACGGGGAAAUGUCGGGGAACGCGUAAAACGCGUCACGGAUCUGGGAUACGAUCGUCAUCCCAUCGCCGAUCGUGUAUUUCGAUCAUUGCCCGUUUGUCGCCGGGUUACAACUCGAUAACGCGACUGACCGAUCGAUCGUCGAGAUACAGAAGAUCCCGUGCUAUUCUAUCCCAGUCCCGGUGUCGAGCUUUACACGUUAAUUAUGUCACUAGAUAAUCGCGACCCGCAUAAUUACGGAAUGUUGCACAAUUUAUAGUUAAGCCUAGAUCGCGUUGUACAUAAAGAGAAAGGGGAGAAAAAUUCAUAAUCGAUAAUGUACCAUGUUAUAGAGAACAGUCAGCAUGAAUCAAAGUGGCAGUGAUAAGAACAAAAAAAAAUAUUGCGGCAGAAACGAGUAUGAACUAUUAUACUGUAAAGAUAUUCAUCGACGUGAAUACUGUUUCAAUAAAUGUAAUGAUGAUAUAAAA